Molecule: messenger RNA, 5729 nt
Organism: Silurus meridionalis
Lineage: Eukaryota; Metazoa; Chordata; Actinopteri; Siluriformes; Siluridae
Gene: usp31
Product: ubiquitin specific peptidase 31
Exons: 16
Coding region: 1535-5386 (1283 amino acids)
Biological process (GO): protein deubiquitination
Molecular function (GO): cysteine-type deubiquitinase activity
Source: RefSeq, a predicted model, not a curated record
AGUCCCAGUGAAAGCAAAUGAAUACUGCAUACAUGAACAUUGCAGUCUGUUUUUUAGGUAGGUAAGAAGGACAUAUAAAAGUGGUCUGAUGCCUUCAGACUUUGAGGGGUUUCUGGUGUUAGUCAGUAGAACCUGAGCAGGAGAACCUCACUGUCAGGGAAACACUGGAUGUACCCAUGCCAUGCCGGGCCGGCCCGGGCGGUGACGUCAUCACCCCAACGCCCCAAUGCAGUGUCAGUGAUUUUAUACACACACACGCACCAAACGGCGCGAGCUCGACCUGCUCCACGGAUUUACAAUAAGCCGCCUGGAGAAGCAAACCACCAACAACAGCAGCACGUGUCUUUGUGGAUGAUACCGGGGUGCUGAAGCGGUGCUCGUGGACGCGUCGUGGAAAGUCGCAGUCGCAGGUCUGCCCUGAUUGCACCGAAGCCAAGCCGUCGGCUAAGCCCUAGCAUUAGCGUUAGCAACGGAUUAAAUGCUAAAUAAGUCAUAACAGCCGCUAUUUCUAUAGUAACUCUUUUAUAUGCACGCGCCGAAUCGCGGUUGCUAGGACUGAGCUAGCAUCGCUUUCCGGUGUUAGCAUUUCCAACGGUUUCCCGGGUGCGGUUGCAUUGCAGUAAUGCAGUCAAAGCUAGGUAGCUAAUGCUAAAUGAAGGGAUCGAGUGAUUGAGUGUUUUAUGCCCGUGCAUGAGGAUGGACAGUGACCCUGAGAGGACAGGGACAGGGACAAGUCUCGGUCGGCCGUGUUGUUGCCCUCGCCGCCGCUACCACCACCACCGCCGCGCACCGCUCCGUGGAGCAGCUCGGAUCUGAACCGCAAUCCGGCUUCCUGAAGAACUUCUCCGGGCUGCUCAGGGCUCCAGUCAUCAUCAUGGCAUCAUGCUAACGACAUGGGCUGUGUUUCCAGCUUUCCUUUUACAUGGUGCAACUCCGGGACCAAGAUCUCACCACAGUGAUCUGAUGAUACACCUUCUCUUUAUGUCUCUGGAUAUUCCUGGGUGAUAACAGAACAUCCUGGACCUACACUAAUCCUGCUGUACAAUGGCCAUUAUCAGACCUCCAGCUGACCUGCUGUGCACCCAGAAGACUUUAGAGGUGUAAUAAGUUGUUUUAUUUUCUUCCUAAUUCUGUACAAAUAACCAAGAAAAUAUGUAGGACCUGCUAAAAUAAGUUGCACGUGGCCUCAGCUUUAUAUAAAGUGUACUAAAAAGGUGCUGAGAAAACUCAAUGAACAAUUUUUCCAGCCCUGAAGGCUUGUUUGUGUCCAGAUCAGCGUCCUGUCAAUCAUUUUAUAGACCCUCCUACAGUGGGUGGAGCUACAUGGUAUUGAAUCAUUCAAAUGAUGAACCCAUCUAACCUAUGCUAAAGCAAAAAGUUUAACCUAAUGCACCUUUAAAUCAGUGUCAUAACCAGGGUGAGGUGAUCGAUCAGCUCAGCUGCCGUUAGAUAAUAUGGCAGCUUGCAGACAGCACUGACUUUUUUCGUUUUGUUUUUCUAAACAACUGCCUAGUAAUUUGUAAAAUCUGCUGCCAUGUCGAGCAAAGCAUCAGGCAAAGAGAAGAAGUCCGGCCUCGGGAAGAAGUUGUUCAGGAGAGGCUCGGUGCGGUCCGUGGGCAGCUUUAUGAGCAGAGUGCUCAAGACCUUGUCCACUUUGUCUCAUUUCGGAUCGGAGCUCCAGCCACCCGAAGGAGAAAAGGACGACGGAGGAUUUGCCGCGUUCAAAAACGAAGGCAAGGGAUCGGUGGCCUCCGACGACAGCGACUGCGGCGGCUUCCUCGGUCGGGACAAAGUGCCCGGCGUGUCGGGUCUGAAGAACCAUGGCAACACGUGCUUCAUGAACGCCAUCCUGCAGUGUCUGAGCAACACGGAGCUCUUCGCCGAGUACUUGGCGCUCGAGCAGUUUCGUGGCCAAACUGAUGAGGAAGAUAAACCCAAAGCCAACGGAGUUCAUCCUCCCAGGAAAGAGAAAGGAGAAGUGACGGAGCAGCUGGCAGGACUGGUCCGAGCUCUGUGGACUUUUGAAUACACUCCUCAGCAGAGCAGAGAGUUCAAGAACUCGGUGGCGAAGCGAGCCUUGCAGUACAGGGGAAAUGCUCAGCACGAUGCUCAGGAAUUCCUUCUCUGGCUACUGGACCGUGUGCACGAGGACCUGAACAACAUCGGCCAUAACAGACCUUCUAUAAAGCCUCCGAUAGAGGAAGAUGAUGGAGCGCUAGAGGGACCUUCACCCCCGCUGUCAGCUGGCUCUUUUGUCCAGGAGCUGUUUCAGGCACAGUACAGGUAUAAUAGCAUCUUCACCACUUGCCCACACUGCCAGAAGCAGAGCAACACUUUUGAUCCUUUUCUUUGCAUCUCGCUUCCUAUCCCGUUACCUCAUACUCGGCCCCUGUACGUGACAGUGGUGUAUCAAGGCAAGUACUCUCACUGCAUGAGGAUCGGCGUGGCCGUGCCCCUCAACAGCACCGUCUCCAGGCUCAGAGAGGCCGUUUCGCGUGAGACGAAGAUUCCUCCAGACCAGUUUGUCCUGACUGAAAUGUAUUAUGACGGUUUCCACCGUUCCUUCUGCGACGAUGAAGACGAUCUCGACAUCAUUCAAGAAAGCGACUCCAUCUUUGCGUUCGAAACUCCAGAGACAUUCAAAUUAGAAAGUCUUCGAUCUAAAAGAGGGAGCCUCCUGGCAAACCUUAACCAGAACAAUCUAAAGUACGGCAACGACAGCCCUCGCACCCCAUCGUUCAUGCAAGGGGCGGUGAAUCCGGCCUCGCCCAACAAAAACGCAGGCGCUGAUAAGAUGAUCCUAUUGAUCUGUAACAGAGCCUGCAUUGGCCACCAAGGACGAAGGUUUGGCCUUCCAUUUGUACUGUACAUGGAGCGCACUGUAACCUGGGAUGUUCUUCAGAAGGCCAUUCUGGAGAAGAUGCAUCAUCUGUUGAGACAAGGAGUUUACAUCCAGGUGGGGCCUUUCAGCCUGCGAGUGGUUGGUGUGGUCGGGAUCACAUACUUGUUACCACAGGAGGAAUUUCCUUUGUGUCACCCCACUGUGGAGAGGGCAUACAAAUCCUGUGGUGCAGGGGGCCCCCCUCAUGUCAAGAUUGUAGUGGAGUGGGACAAAGAGACCAAGGAUUAUUUGUUCGGCCACACGGAGGAAGAGUACAUCCCUGACGCCGAGAGUGUGUACCUGCACCGUGAGCAGCACCAUCAGCCCCAGGCUUGUACCCUUGCUCAGUGCUUCCAGCUCUACACGAAAGAGGAGCAGUUGGCACCAGAUGAUGCCUGGCGAUGUCCGCACUGCAAGCAGCUUCAGCAAGGCCGCAUCAAGCUCAGCCUUUGGACCCUGCCCGAUGUUCUCAUCCUGCACCUUAAGAGGUUCAGACAGGAGGGAGAUCGGCGGGUGAAAAUGCAAAAUAUGGUGCACUUCCCACUGCUGGGCAUGGACAUGGCUCCACAUAUGGUGAAAAGGAGCCAGAGCAGCUGGAGUCUCCCAUCGCACUGGUCACCGUGGAGAAGACCUUAUGGCCUGGGCCGUAACCCUGAUGACUACCUGUAUGACCUGUAUGCCGUGUGCAAUCACCAUGGAAACAUGCACGGAGGGCACUACACAGCAUAUUGUAAGAACUCUAUUGACGGACAAUGGUACUGCUUUGAUGACAGCGAAGUCCAGACAAUGGCUGAUGAGGAGGUGUGCCAGCAAACAGCCUACAUUCUCUUUUACCAGAGGAGAGCAACUAUUCCUUCAUGGUCUGCUAACAGCUCUUUGGCUGGCUCCACCAGCUCCUCUCUGUGUGAGCACUGGGUUAACCGGAUUCCUGGCAGCAAACCUCCCAGCCUGGCCUCGGGAGCCUCCUCGCGGCGGACAUCCCUUGCUUCCUUGGCCGAGUCCAUGGAGUUUCCUGGAGAUCGCAGCGAAGACGACGGAGGAUUCUCCACCCGACCCUUUGUGAGAAGCAUUCAACGUCAGAGCUUGUCUUCCAGAUCCUCCAUAGCUAGCCCGCUAACCUUCAGUGAGAACGGGAUGAAGCCCUCCUGGUCGUUGUCUGCCAAGCUUCAGAUGAGGUCAAGCUCGCCCUCGCGCUUUUCUUUAGACUCGCGUUCGUCGCCGCCGCUAGAGAGGAUCGGAGAGGCCUGUGACGACAAGGUGUCGACGUCAUGCUUCGGGAGCUACAGCAGGCAGGAGCGCCAAACCGGGAGCAAAGCCCCGCUUGCCAUGAUGGAAGGAAACAGCAGUGAUGAUGGCUGUAAAAGGAACACUGACGAGGUCUACUCCAGGGCUCCCACAGCGGCUGACAAGAAGAGCUCGAAAGGAGAACCGUUGGACAACAACAACCAGAUUACUGCUGUGGACCAGAAUGUGCAUGGGACUCCUUCCAAGGAGCCAAAGCACAAGAGUUCAGGAGGCUCUGUGUCAAAGACAGAGGUGUCUGGUUCCAAAAAGACCUCGACCAAGACAAAAGGGGAUCAAGAGAAGCUGUCUAAGAAGCGCCAAAGCACCUCAGCCACCCAAAAGUCUCCUUCUUCCCAAGUGUCUUCCAGCUCUCAAGGGAAAGGUGCCAAAGUGACCAAUUUGAAAGAGAGAAGUGACUCUGCCAAGGCGAAAGCCAUCUCUCCUGGAACCCCAUCGAAGAAGGAGUCUUCCCAGUCCCCAGAUGCAGCAUCGCCAUCCGGAGCCGCAAAAACAAGGCAGCGUCUGACCCCAACCCCUCUGUCGUCCGCUUCCCCCUCACCCACGGUAAAGAAAAGUUCUUCGGUGAUGGAGAAGAGCUCCAGCUUGUCAUCAAGCAGAAAGAAGUUGGCCGAGAGGACCUCUAGCCGGGAAUUGUCUCAAGCCAGUCCCCUGACAGAUAGACCUCGAGUGCCGCUAAAGGGUGCAGAAGGAGGCCGGCCUGAGCGGAAGCCGGUUCGGAGCUCAAGCAGCAGCUCCUCUCUCACCAGCCUGCGGUCUCCCAGUAUCUCAUCCAAAGACCUGCGACGGUCCAGCAAGUCCGAGGACAAAGGUCUCUCCUUCUUCAAGAGCGCGCUGAGGCAAAAGGAGACGCGCCGUUCUACCGAUCUGGGCAAGAGCGCUAUUCUCUCUAAGAAGGCGAGUGAGAGGACAGCUAAGUCCACCAGCCAAACCAAGCUCAGUACAGAGGAUGGUGAUGGUGACGGAAAUUCUUCACCCGCCUCACUCUCUAGCAAGACUGCCAGCGAAGACAAGGAGACGCCCAAAAAUUCCACCUCUCUCAAACGUUCACUGUUACCCGUAGGCAAGUCCAAGUCUUCCAGUUCAGAUGCCAUCCUUCAGUCCCCUGUCAACGGGAAGAGGCCCCUCGAAAAGACUGCCUCGUCCCGGAAGCUUUCCUGCAGCAUGCAAUCCGGGCAACAGAGACGCAUCAAUAAUAUUUAAAACUGUCGUUUUUUUUUUUUCUCUGCAAUGCAGCUAUUUUUUUGAUGUGCCUAAGAUAUUUAUACCCACUCUCACAGGUUCUCGUGUGCAUGUGUGAGUGCAAGUAUAUACAUAUAGCAUAUAACUUUUACUUUUCUCAAAGAAAAUGUGUACAUUAUCAGAAGCGCCUUUCUACCCUGCCACGGAGACGAUUCGAUGGCAAGGGUGCGGUGUUCGACUUUACUACUGUAUAAACUCCGAAUGGGUUGUUCCAACUUAGCACUUUGUAUAUAUAUAUAUAUUUUUUUUUUCUGUUUCAAACCAGGUGUACCCAAGACUGUGUAAUAUGAUUUAUAUUUUUUAA